AUGACGAUUUACACCCAACAGAGUGGGAAGGUCCGCAUCCGCACAGCUCAACCUGCAACGUGUUCCCAUCCGAGCCUCUCCGAACUCGACGUUUCCAAUCCAGACGAAAGCGACGUCGACUUCAUUCUUCACGCCUUCGACUCGGCUUUGCCCUACCUGGCGUCGAUCGGGUCCGAAGCGCAGUGGGGCACUGUACCUUUCUCUGCCAAACCAGAGCGGAUCUCGCAGUUCACCCAAUACAUUCAGGAAGCGUAUGACCUUCAGAGCAAUCCUACCAAGGGUGGACCCGGGUGGCAGGACAUGUAUCUCUAUGAGGUUCUCACCGACGCUACGUGGACAAGAGUGGCAGUCGCAGGUCUGAGUGUUCAAUUUCCUGACUACGUUCCACUUGAUCUCGCGGAUGAUUCGACGCGCAAGGCAACCGAUUACGUCUAUCUCAAGUAUCUCGUCACCGACAGAAGAUCAGGCGGACUCGCCAAGGGUUCGGCAUCCCAGCUCAUGACGUUUAUCGAGACCAUCUCAAGAGACAUGGGCAAAAAGAUCUGCUAUGGAGACUGUUGGCGUGGUAACGGCGACAAUUUGCUCAAGUGA
This is a messenger RNA of Pseudozyma hubeiensis SY62, 591 nucleotides long. RefSeq lists its product as hypothetical. The record is from RefSeq and is a predicted model, not a curated record. The transcript has a single exon. NCBI's taxonomy places the organism in Eukaryota, Fungi, Basidiomycota, Ustilaginomycetes, Ustilaginales, Ustilaginaceae. Bases 1 to 591 code for a protein of 196 amino acids.